This is a messenger RNA of Punctularia strigosozonata HHB-11173 SS5, 1554 nucleotides long. Its product is annotated as APC amino acid permease. Gene Ontology annotation, cellular component: membrane. Bases 1 to 1554 code for a protein of 517 amino acids. Gene Ontology annotation, molecular function: L-amino acid transmembrane transporter activity. The record is from RefSeq and is a predicted model, not a curated record. Lineage: Eukaryota; Fungi; Basidiomycota; Agaricomycetes; Corticiales; Punctulariaceae. The transcript has 15 exons. Gene Ontology annotation, biological process: amino acid transmembrane transport.
AUGGAAGAUCCGACUGAAGAGAGUCCACUGAUUGACUCGAGCUCGCUACGACGCGAUGAGAGUCCCAAACACGCGCGCCAAAGGCACCUGGGCGUCGCAAGCGUAGGAUUCCUGAUAUUCAACCGAAUCAUCGGCACGGGAAUCUUUGCCGCGCCGAGCAUCAUCUUGCGAUGCGCUGGAAGCAUAGGUGCAACGUUCACCAUGUGGGUGAUUGGAACGCUCGUUGCCGCAGCUGGGACAUCCGUAUACAUUGAGCUAGGAACAGCUCUUCCCAGAAACGGCGGAGAGAAGAACUACCUGGAGUUUAUCUACAACAAACCUCGGUUUAUGAUCACCUGCGCAUAUGCGUCCUAUGCGAUUUUUACGGGCUGGGCUUCCGCGAACAGCCUCGUGUUCGGAGAAUACUUGGUCAAUGCGUUAUCUAUAACUGCUACGAGGACUACCAUCGGAGCAGCAGCCCUUCUCUGCAUGACGUUUUGCCUAGUAAUGCACGGCUGCUUUCUCCACCAAGGACUACGCAUACAGAACACCCUCGGUGCUGCCAAGAUCGUGAUCCUCAUCGUGAUACCGAUCUCAGCUCUACUCAACGUCGUUGGGAUACCAUUCUUCCAGCUUCGGGACGGCGUCAACGUCCCACACAACUUCGAUGUGGACAAAAUAUGGGAAGGAAGCUUCAAGACAGGCGUAAGCGGCUUCGUCACUGGGAUGUUCAACGUUAUCUGGUCAUAUAAUGGCUAUCAGAACGCGAAUUAUGCCCUGGCCGAAGUCCACAAUCCAGUGCGCACGAUUCGACGUGCUGCUCCGCUGGCUGUUGCCGGUGUCUCGGUCUUCUAUUUUCUCAUCAAUAUCGCGUACUUCAUAGCCAUAGCCAAGGAGGACAUCCUCGAAAGCCGCCGAAUCGUAGCUGCGCUUUUCUUCCGCAACAUAUUUGGACCGUCAACAGAGAAGAUAUUGAGUGGAGCAAUCGCCCUAUCAACCCUGGGAAACGUUAUGUCAAUCGUAUUUGCGCAUGGGCGAGUCAUACAGGAAUUGGGCCGUGAAGGCAUAUUGCCGGCCUCACGUUGGUUUGGAUCCAGCAAACCGUUCGAUUCUCCUCUCCGGGGUAUUCUCGUCGUGUGGCUCGUCUCGUCCGUGUUGAUGCUAUCAGCGCCAUCCGGGGACGCGUACUUGCUGAUGGUAAACCUAUCGUAUUACCCGAUCAUUCUGUUCAACGUGCUGCUGCCAGCAGGCAUUAUCUACAUGCAUAUAUCGCCAAGUAUCGAAUGGAAUCCGCCGUACAGAAGCUAUACAGCCGUCGCCGUGUUUUUCUUCAUAUCGAACGUCUUCCUUCUCCUCGCACCGUUUGUGCCACCCCCUCCUGGAUUCCAGGUCUACGAGAACUUUCCGUACUGGCUGCAUGUGGUCGGAGCGCUCAUCAUUGGGCUGCUGGGAGUGUCGUAUUUCACCGGACGUUGGGUUAUACUGCCAAAGAUCGGCAAAUACGAGCUGAGGAGAGUUACGAUCGUUGAGCAUGGUAUUCCUGUCGCGGCUUUUCGGAAGCAACGCAUAGAGUAA